AUGCAAGCAAGAGCUAAGUCUAAAGAAGCAGAAUAUUGUAGUGCUAGCGACCUGUUGUCCGAUAGAGACAACAGUAGCAAACGAAAGAGGAUUCAGAAAGCGCUCUCGUCCUCAUCAUCAUCAGCAGAAGAUGAGUUGCCAAUAAAGGCACCAAAGUUAAUCAUUAAAAAAAAAAUACAUAAGGCAAGUAUUACCUUUCAGAAGGAGUUGAGGAGAGAUUCGCCAGUUGAGGCUGAAAAUCUCGCUGAAUUUAAUGAAGACAUAUAUAAUCCAGUACCAUCCACUUCUAAAGAGAACAAUGAUAAUCAACCUGUACCUGUAACCCCGUCCAAUAACUGCUGCUUCCAAAAAGAACACCUGAUAUUAACUGAUCUGAAAAACCAAAAUCAUUUAUUGAGGACAAUUUUGACUGAUGUGUUGAACGAAAUUAAAAAGCGUCCAAUUGUUGAACCUGGGACUGCAGUGACUAAAUCUAUUUUUAAUAAAUUCCAAAAUAUCACCUUUCCAAUUAAUACUCAGGAAGAUUUUAAUUUUUUUGAGGAGGAAAUGCGUAAACCUGAAAAUUUUAAUGAAGCGGUCAAUGAAUUGGCUAAGUACGGGGGCUCAAACCCCUACAACUUUAUUAAGAGAUCGAUGUCUGCGGUCUUAGGGGAUAACAUUUUGAAGAAUUACAGUUGGUUGGGUCGCAAAGGCAAAGAGCGCCUAGAUCAAAAAACUGAUGCAAAGGUUUUUAUUUCUGCUGCAGAAUUAUGUGGCUUUGAUAAUAAGAAAAUUGUAGAAUUGGCGAUUCAGAGUUACAUAAAACGAAGCUUUGAGAGGCUGAAUGCAAAAGAAAAUAAAAAGAAAUAA
Molecule: messenger RNA, 849 nt
Organism: Ceutorhynchus assimilis (cabbage seed weevil)
Lineage: Eukaryota; Metazoa; Arthropoda; Insecta; Coleoptera; Curculionidae
Source: the annotation of a GenBank genome assembly